Molecule: messenger RNA, 5125 nt
Organism: Pseudoliparis swirei
Lineage: Eukaryota; Metazoa; Chordata; Actinopteri; Perciformes; Liparidae
Product: ephrin type-A receptor 6-like
Exons: 17
Coding region: 151-2949 (932 amino acids)
Biological process (GO): cell surface receptor protein tyrosine kinase signaling pathway; axon guidance; protein phosphorylation
Cellular component (GO): plasma membrane; neuron projection
Molecular function (GO): transmembrane-ephrin receptor activity; protein binding; ATP binding
Source: RefSeq, a predicted model, not a curated record
AACAGAUUCUUCCUCGUUUCACUCUUUCUUGGAUUUUCCCUCACUCGCCUCAGCUACAGCAACCAAGUUGUGCUGCUGGAUACAACGUCUGUGCUUGGAGAGCUAGGAUGGAAGACGUAUCCCAUAAACGGGUGGGACGCCAUCACGGAGAUGGACGAGCAGAACCGACCUAUCCAUACUUUCCAGGUUUGCAAUGUGAUGGAGCCCAACCAGAACAACUGGCUUCGCUCCAACUGGAUCUCUCGGCAGGCUGCCCAGAAGAUCUACGUGGAGCUUCGCUUCACCCUGCGUGACUGCAACUCCAUCCCUUGGGUGUCUGGUACCUGCAAGGAGACUUUCAAUCUCUUCUACCAUGAGACUGACGAUGCUCACGGUGUCAAAUUCAAGCCCCCGCAGUACACCAAGAUUGACACCAUCGCUGCCGAUGAAAGCUUCACUCAGAUGGAUCUCGGCGAUCGCAUCCUUAAGCUCAACACGGAGGUGCGUGAGGUGGGACCCAUGACCAGAAAGGGCUUCUACCUGGCGUUUCAGGACAUCGGUGCCUGCAUUGCCUUGGUUUCAGUUCGGAUUUACUAUAAGAAAUGUCCGUUCACGCUCAGGAACCUGGCCUCAUUUCCAGACACAGUGCCUCGUGUGGACUCUUCUUCAUUGGUGGAGGUGAGGGGGGCUUGUGUUGACCACGCCGAAGAAAGAGACACACCCAAACUGUUCUGUGGAGCUGAUGGAGACUGGUUGGUCCCGUUGGGAAGAUGCGUCUGCAGCUUUGCGCAUGAGGAGAUCGAUGGCUCAUGUGCUGCAUGCCACCCAGGCUUCUACAAAGCAUAUGCUGGAAACACCAUGUGUUCAAAGUGCCCUCCGCACAGCAUCAGCUACGGAGAAGGGGCUGCUAUCUGCCGCUGUGAGACAGGCUUCUUCAGGGCGGAGAGAGACCCUCCAGCAAUGGCCUGUACACGCCCUCCGUCUCCACCGCGCAACUUGUUGUUUAACCUGAACGGCACCUGCCUGAUGCUGGAGUGGUCACCUCCCGACGACAACGGGGGCCGCCGGGAUCUCACUUACAACGUCCAGUGCAAACGCUGUGGCCCCAAGCCCGACCAGUGCCAUUUCUGUGAGGAGGAGCUUCGUUUCCUACCACGACCUUCAGGCCUGACCAACGCCACUGUGACCAUCAUGGACUUCUCAGCGCACGCCAACUACACCUUUGAGAUCGAGUCCCUCAAUGGUGUUUCAGACAUGAGCUCCUUCCCCCGACAGGUAGCCAUCGUCACCGUCAGCACUGAUCAGGCUGGUCCGUCUCAGGUUGGGACUCUGAAGAAGGACUGGGCUUCUCCGAACAGCAUCGCUCUCUCCUGGCAGCAACCUGAACAAACAACACUGCUCAUCCUCGACUACGAGAUCAAAUAUUAUGAGAAGGAACAUGAGCAGUUGAGCUACUCGUCGACGCGCACCAAGGCUCCCAGUGUGAUUAUCUCAGGUUUAAAACCAGCCACCUGGUACGUCUUCUGUGUACGGAGCCGCACGACAGCAGGAUACAGCCCCUACACCCCUAAAUAUGAAUACAAAACAACAGGAGACUCAUCAGACAUUGCCUCUGACCAGGGCCAGGUGUUGGUCAUCAUCACAGCAGCGGUGGGUGGCUUCACUCUCCUCGUCAUCCUCACCCUUUUCCUCCUGAUCACUGGAAGGUGUCGGUGGUACUUUAAGGCCAAGAUGUCUCCAGAGGAGAAAAGGAGGACCGAUUAUCAGAAUGGAAAUGUCCCUUUCCCUGGAAUAAAGACCUAUGUGGACCCUGAUACUUAUGAAGACCCGACGCAAGCUGUCCACGAGUUCACCAAGGAGAUCGACCCCUCCAGGAUCCGCAUCGAGAGGGUGAUUGGAGCAGGUGAGUUUGGCGAGGUGUGCAGCGGCCGCCUGAGAACGCCGGGGAAGAAGGAGAUCGCCGUGGCAAUAAAGACACUGAAGGGCGGCUAUGUAGAGCGUCAGAGGCGGGACUUCCUGCGCGAGGCGUCAAUCAUGGGCCAGUUUGACCACCCCAACAUCAUCAGGCUCGAGGGCGUCGUCACCAAAAGCAGGCCUGUGAUGAUCGUGGUGGAGUACAUGGAGAACGGAUCGCUGGACUCGUUUCUGAGGCAACAUGACGGUCACUUCACCGUCAUCCAGCUGGUGGGCAUGCUGCGUGGCAUCGCCUCGGGCAUGAAGAACCUGUCGGACAUGGGCUACGUUCACCGAGACCUGGCAGCUCGGAACAUCCUGGUCAACAGCAACCUGGUGUGUAAAGUGUCCGACUUCGGCCUGUCCCGAGUCCUGGAGGACGACCCGGAGGCGGCUUACACCACAACGGGUGGUAAGAUCCCCAUCCGAUGGACGUCUCCUGAGGCCAUCUCAUACAGGAAGUUCUCCUCGGCCAGCGACGCCUGGAGUUAUGGCAUCGUCAUGUGGGAAGUGAUGUCAUAUGGGGAGCGGCCUUACUGGGAAAUGUCCAAUCAGGAUGUGAUUCUCUCGAUUGAGGAGGGCUACCGGCUGCCUGCACCAAUGGGCUGCCCCGUGGCCCUGCACCAGCUGAUGCUGCACUGCUGGCAGAAGGAGAGGAGUCAUCGGCCCAAAUUCACCGAUGUUGUUUCCUUCCUGGAUAAAUUGAUCCGUAACCCCAGCAGCCUGCUGCCACUGGUAGAGGACAUUCAGAGCCUUCCAGAAUCUCCAGGGGAGGAUAUGGACUACCCAAUGUUCAUCUCCAUCGGCGACUGGCUGGACGUCAUUAAGAUGAGUCAGUACAAGAGCAAUUUUAUAGCAGCUGGCUACAACACAUUGGAUUCUGUUGCGAGGAUGAGUAUUGAAGAUGUCAGGCGUAUAGGGGUGGAGCUGAUCGGCCACCAGAGGCGGAUCUCCAGCAGCGUACAGACCCUCGGCCUGCAGCUGCUGCACGAACAGGAGAAGGGUUUCCAUGUCUGAGGACAGCCUGUCACGCAGCCUGGGAUGGACAGACCGAUGCAUCAGAGGGAAGUGAAGUCUAGACCUUUGGACAGACAGUCUACAGCCUGUGCCUGAGUCUAAUCCCUCAUGCAGGAGGUCACCGGACAGACGGCCACAGCAGACUGCCCCCUGGUCUCCCUCACGUCCAGUCGUAACAGACUUUAAGUAACUAACUAUCCACCCCGUACCCAGUAUACCUGGCUCUGCCAGACUCAUGCCGCCUGAUAGACUUUAAAGACUGGCCCAGGCCCUCUCUUAGGGGAAUGUAUUGCCUUGUUGCCGCAGCAGUAAUUUGUGUGUGGAGCAACAAUAUCUAGAGAUGUAGAUUUGAAAACGUAAUCUACUGAAGCUUUUGACUCUCUUUUUCUUUUCUGGUUGUUAUUCUUACUCUGCUCUGAGUUAAGUGCUCAUUUAGCUGCUAUUGGGUGUGCAAUCGACAAGUAUUUGGAAAAAGUGUCCUCAGUAUCUUUUAUUUUGGAGUUUGAUCAUUUAUAUAUCACACUGGUAUGAUUAGCAUUGCUUUAGGUUAACCUCUCUCCAGAGAUAAUCUGGUAUGCGAAUACUUGAAGAAAGAAGAGAGAAGCAAGGGACGGAGAUUUCGUGAAUGUUUAAAAGUGUAUAGACAAUUAAUCAAUAAUUAUUAUCAUAACCUAAUAUCUAUAUAUGUGCAGUCCUGUAUGUGAAAGCCCUCGUAAAUCUGGAUCUUAUUCAAGAUGUUAUAUUUAUCUAAGAUUUUUAUCCAAAUCAGCAAUACAGUAUUAUGCAGCCACCUCAGCAUCUCAGAGAUAAAUGAAGAAUUGUGCAAUGAGAGAAUUCUUGUUGACAUGUAAACAUGAAGCUCCUACACCCCAUCCACCUGUUUUUGUUGUCACAUGCUGAACUUGCAGGUCCCGAUCUGUUGCCUUCAGAUGAACAACCAUACAAGUCCAUUCCGUCGUUUUUUUAGCAACCAUCGUGUUCACAGUUGUGUGAUAAGCCUGAAUCAUUUUGGAUUGUGACUGUUAUACGUUGCCUGAAAGUACACAAUCUCCACCGUCUUAACAUAUGAAUGUUCACACAGCUUAGAUAGGAGAUGUUUGAAAUGACCUCAAAACGUAACAUGGACUUAUAUGGUUCUUCAGAAUGAGCCAAAAUGCUAUAUACAUUCAUGUUUCUUUUUUCCUGCACACACACACACACUAAUGCAUUGCACUUCUGGGUCAGAGAUGUCAGAGCAGAAUCAUUUGUUGAAGGUGGCAAAGCUACUUGAUGGAUUUCACAAAGGUAUUCUCCUCCAGUCGGUUCUUACAUUGUUGUAAAGGUUGUGGCAUUUGUGGCGGUUUGGCGAACCGGUGUAUACGUAGACGUAAUCCGAGGGGAGAGCUGUUGGAUCUGCAGUAGGUGAUGUCAAGUUGUGAGACGUUUGCCAUUAAAGUCAACAUUUUUCUUCAUUUUGCUUCGUCAGUGGUGAAUAGGCCGUGCUGCAGAAUAUAAGUAGCUAGUAGAGACACGGAGAGCAGAAGUAGCUCGAAGCCGGUGGAUGGAAACCCGGUGAGAACAGGCGGUAGUGUUCGGUCCGUGUGAUCAGGACAGAGCUGUCCAGCCGAGGCAGGACGGGAGACGAUGAACAUGAACAGCAGCAUCAUAACUCAUCAUGUGUCAUUCUAGCAUCAGCAGUAACAAACACACAUAGACACAAACACAUGCACACACACGCACACACGUACACACACAGAAUGCCUUACAGUCUGUUAACCAUGCAGGACAGAAACACUUAAGAGUGGUUCGUACGUUUCAGUGCCGUUACAGGACCUCGCCAUGAGUUUGAGUUGAUCAAAGGCUCGCGGGGUCCAGAGGUCGGUGCCUUGCGGCCGCAGUCGUUGUGCAUGCAGGCCGGCAGGAAUCGGAAAGGUCUCUCCGCACACAUCCAAACACACACAGAUUAGCACACACACGCUCACCUCCACCACCCCUCGACAGAAUAAGGAGAAUAUCAGAUGCUGUUAGUUUAGCAUGUUCUACUGCUGAGCAAUGUUAGAACGUUCUUUUGUACAAAGUACAAGUAUACUUAUAAUUCUUGUAUUUUAUUUUUUUAUAAUUUCCAAACAGAUGUUGUAGAUCUUGCACGCUGUUACAGCGGAUAUUUAUUUGCAAAUAAAGAUGAACAGUUCUGGUG